CAAUCCGUGUUGGGCUCAAGAGUCAGAGGAGGUGAUACCGGGGUUGGAAAGUAGGGAAAGUGGGACAGCGGUGAGGGCGUAGGGUGUUGAGCACGCGGCUUUUAGGUUGUCGUCUUGACGACGCAAAGUUUGUCGCUCGCUCCCGUCUCGUCAGAAGCGGCACGCGCUCGGCGUGUGCCAGUGUUGAGAGGGGAAAACCUCAGUCAGUGGCAAAUUUGGGAAACGGGGUGGAGGAAAUGGCAUUUCAGCUGUUUUUGCUGCCCGAGCGCGGCGCUGCUGCUGCUGGUGGAGGUGACGCCUGAAGGGAGCUUUACUAACGAGGGAUAUAUCUCUGAUAGCUGAAGAUGGUGAAUUCAAGUGUUUUAUUAUCGUCAUGGCAAACGGAACCGGCAGCAUCAUGUUGAAAUGCGUGGUCGUCGGCGACGGCGCCGUUGGAAAAACUUGUCUGUUGAUGAGCUAUGCCAACGACGCGUUUCCAGAGGAAUAUGUGCCCACUGUCUUUGAUCAUUAUGCAGUGAGUGUGACGGUUGGGGGAAAACAGUACCUGCUGGGGCUGUAUGACACUGCGGGUCAGGAGGACUACGAUCGCCUGCGACCCCUGUCCUACCCCAUGACAGAUGUCUUCCUCAUUUGCUUCUCCGUGGUGAAUCCGGCCAGCUUCCAGAACGUGAGAGAGGAGUGGGUCCCUGAGCUGCAGGAGUACGCACCCAACGUCCCUUACUUGCUCAUUGGCACUCAGAUUGACCUGCGGGACGACCCCAAGACUAUUGCCAAGCUGAACGACGUGAAGGAGAAGCCCAUUGCGACAGAACAAGGCCAAAAGCUAGCAAAGGAGAUUGGUGCCUGCUGUUAUGUUGAAUGUUCAGCACUGACACAGAAAGGCCUGAAGACUGUGUUCGAUGAGGCUAUUAUAGCCAUUCUGGCUCCUAAGAAAGGUGCGCUCAAGCGAAGACUGGGCCCACGCUGCAUCAACUGCUGCCUCAUCACAUGAUACACCAGCUCAAGGGCAUCCAGUGAACCAACGGUGACCAACUGACAAACAACCAGAUUUCAAUCUGACUUCUGAACUAAAGCAAUGGGCCCAGGCACCUACAAGUCCAAGUUAUGGGCGAACGACAAGAGGAACUGACAAAAAAGACAUAUUGUUGAGGGAGAAAUUAAUAUUGGGAAUGGAAUACAAAGAAAACCCGACAACGAUGAUUUAUUGAACAUACAAGCACAGAGAACGGACAACCUUUCCAGUGACUAAAAACAAAAAAUUCGAACUGUAUUUCCAUGUCUGGCUCAGCAUGCAUGAGUUCGUCUGAGAGAUGUAGACAAGCCUAAACAGCACAACCAAACCCGUCGGCCAUUUACAGAAGUAAGACUUUCUUCAAAAAGGGAAACUCAGAAUCUCAGUUUGGGUUGCAAAACAUUUGCCUUUUACAAAAUGUCUCAAGUCAGCGCUGGCUUUAUUUACAGGAAGAACGAGAGGAACGAUCGAAUAAAUAUACUGCCAUUAGGAGCAUACAACAAAUCGAAUAUCUACUCUACAAAAAAAAAAAAAGAAAAACAAAGAAACAAAAGGUUUUUUUAUUGUUGUAAAUGGGACCUCUGAGAUUUUUUAGAGCACGUAAUGGGUGGACUCCAGCCUGGAUCUCUUUCUCUCUCAGUUCCUGGUGGCCUGUGAUCGUGUCCUUCUCUUCCUCACUUGAGCUUGUAGGUGAGUUGUUUGCGAUGCCAGUGGAUCCAGACAGGAGCAGCGAGGAGGCCGGUCAGAAAUCCAGUAGUUGCCCCAAGCGUACAGGAGAUGGGCCAAACCUGGAUACAAGAGCCAAAAAAAAAAAAUGAAGAUCGAAACUGUCAUUUUGCAGGAGCACAAGUGACUUACUGCUGACUGACUCACUGUGGUGUUUUACCAACCAAAUUUUCUAUUUGAGACUGCUUUAUUCCUCUUUCUUUUUUUAACGUAGAGUUUUGAGUGUUAUGUAUUGGUGGCCUUGCCUCUCAGGUGUGUGCCGACUGCUUUGCAUUUUGAAUUUUUGCUUCAUAUCAAGGUGAUUUUAAAAUUUUAUUCAAUUUUUAUUUUUAUUUUUUUUAUGAAUUUCUCGCAGUCCAUGCAAAUAUGUGGAGUGGUCUGAGUGGUCUUUUAAAGCUUCCAGCACAUUGUGAGCAACAACUACAAAAAAAAAAAAAAAGCCUUUAUAAAUAGUAAAUAUAUGGAAUGCAAAUCUAAAAAUUGAAAGGCACAAUGGUUUUGUGGAAGAACAUAAUUAAUAUGAAAACUUGCUGAUGAUGCCCAAUCCGCAGUAGAUAAACAAAAAUGUAAAUUUUAAUGACUUGCCUCAAGAUCUUUAAUGAGUAUAAAACAGGUUUUUCAAAAA
Molecule: messenger RNA, 2363 nt
Organism: Puntigrus tetrazona (Sumatra barb)
Lineage: Eukaryota; Metazoa; Chordata; Actinopteri; Cypriniformes; Cyprinidae
Gene: rhoq
Product: ras homolog family member Q
Exons: 5
Coding region: 374-991 (205 amino acids)
Biological process (GO): small GTPase-mediated signal transduction; cortical actin cytoskeleton organization
Molecular function (GO): GTP binding; GTPase activity
Source: RefSeq, a predicted model, not a curated record